Molecule: messenger RNA, 1209 nt
Organism: Stylonychia lemnae
Lineage: Eukaryota; Ciliophora; Spirotrichea; Sporadotrichida; Oxytrichidae
Source: the annotation of a GenBank genome assembly
AUGAAUUUUUGCAACAAGAUCGUAGCAACUAAAGCAGCUAAGGAGACUCCAAUCAUAUGUUUAGAUGGAGUCAGCUUUAUUCAUUCCACUUUUAAUGACCUCACUGUGCUUGCUACCUCUAAAGGAAAUAUAAAUGCUGCACUUAUUAUGGAGUUCAUUAGAAGGUUUGUUACUGUUUGCAAGUCUUAUUUCAAUAAUGAAUUCAAUGAGGACUAAGUGAGAAAGAACUUUGCACUGAUCUAUGAACUUUUAGAUGAGGUAAUGGAUCAUGGAUUCCCCUAAAUUCUUGAUCCAGAUCUACUCAAGAUGUAUAUUACUCAAGGCAAGCAGACUAACCCUAAUUUGAAUGAUAUCCAAAAGCUAAAGCAAAUUACUAUAUAAGCCACUGGAGCAAUCUCAUGGAGAGCAGAAGGUAUAAGAUACAAGAAAAAUGAAGUCUUUAUCGAUAUUGUUGAGAAUGUCAAUGUACUUCUAUCAAACAGAGGCACUGUUUUGAGAGCUGAUGUUCAAGGUCAGGUGUUAGUAAAGACUGCUCUAAGUGGAAUGCCUGAAUGUAAAUUUGGAAUUAACGAUAAAUUACUCAUCAAAAAUUCAGCUGCUAACCCAACAAAGCAGGAUCGUGGUAUACAGAUCGAUGACAUUAAAUUUCAUCAAUGUGUGAGACUAGGUAAAUUUGACAGAGAUAGAUCUAUUACUUUCAUCCCACCCGAUGGUAUCUUCGAAGUUAUGACUUACAGAAUCUCUGAAAAUAUUAAUCUUCCUUUCAAAAUUGUACCAGUUGUUUAAGAAUUCCCAGAACAAAAUAGAGUUGAGUUUAGUGUCAAAAUCAAAGCUAUCUUUGAAAGAACCAAUUUCGCUAAUAAUGUCGUUGCCACUAUUCCAGUUCCCCCUAAUACAGCUAAUUGCAAAAUUUACUCAGCUGGAGCUGGCAAAGCUAAAUAUGAACCAGACAAGAAUGCUAUUUUGUGGCGUAUUAAGAAAUUCCAAGGAGAUAAUGAAUUCCUUAUGAGCGCUGAGGUUACUACCACUCCAUCAAAAAGCGAUAAACAAUGGAACAAACCACCCAUAACACUUAAUUUCUAGGUACCUAUGUUUACAGGCAGUGGAUUAAGAGUAAGAUACCUCAGAAUCUAGGAGAAGAGUAACUAUAAACCAACUAAGUGGAUUAGAUAUAUAACCUAGGCUGGAGACUAUCAGCAUAGAAUAUGA